This is a messenger RNA of Ochlerotatus camptorhynchus, 1051 nucleotides long. Its product is annotated as regulator of microtubule dynamics protein 1-like. Gene Ontology annotation, cellular component: cytoplasm; spindle microtubule; mitotic spindle pole. Gene Ontology annotation, molecular function: microtubule binding. Lineage: Eukaryota; Metazoa; Arthropoda; Insecta; Diptera; Culicidae. The record is from RefSeq and is a predicted model, not a curated record. The transcript has 2 exons. Bases 57 to 743 code for a protein of 228 amino acids.
AUUCUCUCUGUCGGUUAUCGGGAGUGACGAAUUUUGUUCGAAUAAAACAGCACAAAAUGUCCUUGGAAGAGCUAAAACUGGCCGACGAACUGUUCGACGAUGCCAAGUACCAGGAUACGUUCGAUCUGUUGGAUAAGCUUAGCGAGAAAGGCGUAGUGGAAGUGCAGUGGCGUUUGGCGCGAGCGGUGUUCUUCAUUUCGAAGCAAACCAACAACAACGACGAGAAGGCCAAGUACGUCCGGGAAGCGUUUGGCUAUGCCGAACGGGCCUUGGAGUUGGAUGGGAAAAAUUUCUUCUCCAACAAAUGGUACGGAGCCAUCCUGUCGGAGAAAAGCAACCUGGAUGGAGUGUCCGAACGUAUCAAGCAGCUGGAGCAUGUGAAGAAACAUUUCACCGCCGCCAAGGAUUGCAAUCCGACGGAUCCGGGAAUCUGGCACAUGCUUGGACAGUUCAACUUCAAACUGUCAGAAGUCAAUUGGGUGACACGAAAGCUGAUCAACUCGGUAGCAUCGAACCCGCCAACGGCUUCCUUCGAAGAGGCUCUGGAGUGUUUCGAAAAGGCUGAAGGACUGAAGCCGGGCUUCUACAGCCAGAAUCAGUUGUAUCUCGGCAAGACUUAUCUGGCACUGAAGCAGAAUGCUAAGGCCCGCGAGUGGCUGCAGAAAGCUUCGGAGGUCGAAGUUCGAAGCGAAGACGAUCGUGUGUGUCGUGAGGAGGCUAGCGAGGCGUUGAAGAAACUAUAAUUUCAGUUAAUUUAUUAUUACCGUACGAUAAUUUAUGGGUAUGGACUUUUGUUUUUGUGAUGCAGCAGCGCGUGUUUUGAAGUGCGGUGAUAGGUACAAGUCAUUACAGUAGGUAGCAGAGUACGCGAGCGAGAGUUUACUUAUGAUCUGCAAGCGCAGUUGUGACUGUAAUUUUCCGUUUAAUUCUAAGUGUGAAUGCAAACAAAACCGGAUUUCAGUUGAGCGGAGCUUAGCGAGAUGAACCUUUGCCUCCGGUAGUACUAGCUGUUCUGUUGUAGCUAGAUCGUUGCCAUAAGUGAUAAAUAUAC